CAGCCAAUCAGUAUUAAGGGCUCGAACCAGGCAUUUAUGAUUGCAAAUAAUUUGUAGAUUGCAUAUUGCCUGCAAGUAGCCCAAACAGAUAUAAUGUUUGACUGAAACAUAAUCACUUCAAACCUUGCUUACAUUUGUAUACGGUCACGUCUCUCUUUUAUGUGUGUGAAUACUUGGGAACAGAUUUCUUCAAUUAAAAUCACUUGGAGCUCAUUUCCUGUCGUUACAGUCUUUUAUGUCCAACAAUGAAAAUGUGAAGAAAAAAUAAUAUCUCUGAACACUUGAGGGGACAACUAAAAACAUCAGUUGGGGUACCCUGGCCUACUGGCUUGAUAGAGCGAGUGUUGCUGUCCAUGGUUCUGAAAGCGAGCUAAACUUCAAAGCUGAAGCGCCCGGUGUUUAAUGCGCUUUAACGUAUGAAUUGAUUUCUAUGACGCUGUACAAAAGUGUUGUGCUUCAGGAUUGUUUUAAUAUGUCACAUCCCAGAAAAGGUGUAUGUAGAGUAUUUUGAGAAAAUAGCCAGGAAGGUUUACAACGAAUGGAUAAAUAUACAGUUGCAUCAUGUUGCAGCUUGAUCUUAUAGGCGAAACAAUUGCCAUUGACAUUGUAAGCUUAAAGGUCCGUGCUGUAUAUUUAUCCAUUUCACCCGUGUCUACUUGUUUCCAAGGCUGAAAUCUUACUAAGUGCUGUCCAUGGUGCUGCAACAGUUCUUGCUUAUUGCUGAUGAGAGGCAGUGUUCUUUUUAGAUGAAUACUUGUCACUGGUGUAAUGCAAUAGAUGCAAAGUGAAAUUUACGUCAGAGAAAAGUGUUUCAGCAAUCUGGACACUCUCACACUGUUAACCCUUUGGGCUUUGCUUAUCAAUGUCCCUUUUGCGUUUUCACUCGUCCUUGAUUGGUAUGGCUUCUGUCGUUGUUAUCAGAACAUGACAAUCUGAAUAUUUAUUUCAUUAGAUUAGGUUGACAUUUCUUCACCGACUUUCUCUGUGUUUUGCAUUGAAUAGAACGUUUUUCCGUUUAACACACAGGCAUUUUGGGUAGUGAAAAUCCAACACGAUGUGGUCUACUGGAGUUUGUCUCAAUAUUCUAACAAGUGAAAUGAUAAUAACACGUGAAAUAGUAUACAUUCUUAUUUAACAUGAGUAAUAUAGACUAUGUACAACAUUACACAUGGUGUCGCUAUAGACCACAGAAAUUAUAGUAGUCGUUUAUAUUCUAUGACUCCUCCUCUCUGAAUGAGAAAAAGACUUGCGUCAUCAGUCCCGUGAGCUUUGUCAAAAGAAACACUCGAUUGGUGGUGAGACGGAAAUGGCUGGGCUGUUCACGGUCUCUAUAACGGAUUUUUUUAGGUUUCAAUGAUAUGUAACUAUUUACUAUUGGAUUUGUUCAUCUUGUACAAGCAGCGAUGGGUCGUCGAAGACAAAGAGAACGCGUUUGGAUUCAGUGCGUCGCGUUGCUUUGUUUAUUUGACUGGUCUGCAGCGCAGAUCUCUUACUCCGUUUCAGAGGAGGUGGACAAAGGCACGUUUGUGGGGAAUCUGGCUAAGGACUUAAACCUUAAUAUUCAGGAACUGGAGUCGAGGGGUCUAAGGAUUGUAUCAGGACAGAGUAAGAGGUAUUUUGAGGCAAAUUUGAAAACAGGGAUUCUGUACGUAAACGAGAGGAUAGACAGGGAGGAGCUUUGUCCGAAUACGGUAAAGUGCUCUUUAAACAUACAGGCCAUACUGAGCCACCCAAUGCUUCUCCACCGUAUUGAUGUCACUAUUUUAGACAUCAAUGACAAUGCACCAUCAUUCCUCGAGAAAUUGCAUAUACUCAACAUAGCUGAAUCUUCCUUUCCCGGUGAGCGAUAUCCUCUAGCAAUAGCGAAUGACGCAGAUACGGGCAUUAACUCGGUAAAAAGCUACAGGCUGAGCCCGAAUGAACACUUCUCCCUGGAUGUACAGAGCGGUGGAGAGCAGAGUGUGUCUGCUGAGUUAGUGCUGCAGAAAGCUUUAGACCGAGAGAAGCAGCCCGUUAUCCAGCUCACACUGACCGCUAUAGAUGGAGGAAAAUCGCCUAGAUCAUGGACGUUAGUUAUAAUUAUCAAUGUGCAAGACGUUAACGAUAAUAUUCCAGUUUUUAACAAACAGCUUUACAAAUUUCGUGUUACUGAGAACGUGCGAUUUGGUACUAUUGUUGCAGCACUCAAUGCCACAGAUUUAGAUGAGGGAAUUAACAGUGAAAUAGAAUAUUCUCUUAUUGGUCGCGGGAGUUUAAACGCCCCCGAUGUUUUUACCGUUAACUCUGAAACCGGAGAAGUUACUGUGAAGGGGAGUAUAGAUUACGAGAUUAACUCCGCUUUUGAGAUUCGUGUUCAAGCUAAAGACAAAGGCACUCCGCCUCGUAGCACCCACUGCAAAGUAUUAGUUGAGGUUAUUGAUGUCAAUGACAAUUCUCCAGAAAUCUCAGUAACGUCACUCAUGAGUCCAGUGAAAGAGGAUGCUGAGAUAGGGACAGUGGUCGCCUUGGUGACAGUGACAGAUAAAGAUAGUAGUAAAAAUGGCAUCACCAACUGUAAACUUCCUGGGUCUGUUCCUUUUAAACUAAAGUCGAACUAUAAAAAUGAUUAUUCUUUAGUGGUCGACGGGCCUCUUGACAGAGAGAGUGAAUCUCAGUACAAUGUCACUAUCACGGCUACGGAUGAAGGGACCCCGCCUCUCUCCAGCACCAGCGUUAUUACUGUACACGUUUCUGAUGUGAAUGACAAUGCUCCUCGCUUCUCAGAACCCGUGAUGAAUGUUUAUGUGAAAGAGAACAGUCCGGUAGGAGACGUCAUUUAUACAAUUUAUGCAUUUGAUCGAGAUUCCGAAGAAAAUGCAAAGAUUAGGUAUGCAUUAUUAGAUAAAAGGGUUUCAAUAUCAUCAUCCGUUAAUAUAAACUCAGAUACUGGAGAUAUAAUCAGUCUGCAGUCUUUUAACUAUGAGGAGAUACAAACUUUCCAGUUCAAAGUUCAGGCCACAGACUCUGGUGUUCCUCCACUCAGCAGCAACGUGACUGUGAACGUUUUUAUCCUGGAUGAGAAUGACAACAGUCCUGGGAUUCUCGCGCCCUAUUCUGAACACGGCUCCGUUAACGCUGAGAACGUUCCCUAUUCUGCUGAAGCGGGCUACUUUGUGGCCAAGAUCAGGGCUGUAGACGCCGACUCUGGCUACAAUGCGCUGCUUUCAUAUCACAUCUCUGAGCCCAAGGGAACCAACCUCUUCCGAAUCGGAACCAGCACCGGGGAACUAAGGACUAAGAGGCGAAUGAGUGACAAUGACCUGAAAACUCACCCGUUGGUCGUGUUGGUUUCUGAUAACGGGGAACCCUCACUGUCAGCGACUGUGUCUAUUGAUGUAGUGGUGGUUGAAAGUACAGGUGAAAUCCAGACUCAAUUCAGAAAUGUGCCGAGAAAGGAGGAGAACUUCUCUGAUUUGAACUUGUAUUUGUUGAUCGCCAUUGCCUCGGUGUCAGUGAUAUUUUUACUGAGCCUCAUCAGUUUAAUAGCUGUAAAAUGCCACAGGACAGAGGACAGUUUCAGAAGGUACAGCGCCCCAAUGAUCACCACACACCCUGACGGAAGCUGGUCUUACUCUAAAUCUACUCAGCAGUAUGACGUGUGUUUCAGCUCAGACACACUGAAGAGUGACGUAGUGGUUUUCCCCGCUCCGUAUCCACCUGCAGAUGCAGAACUGAUCAGUAUUAAUGGAAAUGACACGUUUAACACGACUCAGACAUUACCCCACAAAGAGGAGCCCAAGGUGCCGAAUUCAGACUGGCGUUACUCUGCCUCACUUAGGACUGGGAUGCAGAGCUCAGUGCACAUGGAGGAGUCGUCGGUGAUGCAGGGAGCCCAGGGGGUUCUGGUCCAGAACUGGCCGACCGUGUCUAGCGCCACCGGAGAUGCUGAGGGUGGAGAGACGUCCCCACCUAUGGGAGCCGGAGUGGAUAGUAACAGCUGGCACUUCCGUUACGGUGCAGGCGGUCCCGGUGGGCCCCCCCAGCACCUGAAGCCUGGCGAGGUCCCCCCCGAAGCCUUCAUCAUCCCCGGAUCCCCCGCAAUCAUCUCAAUCCGCCAGCAGGGAGGAGAGGACGACAAGAGCGACUUCAUCACUUUCGGAAAGAAGGAGGAGGCCAAGAAGAAGAAAAAGAAGAAGAAGGAGAAGAAGGAUAAGAAGGAUAAGGGGAAGGAUGAUGACGAGUAGCGGUGGAGGAGGAAGAGGAAGAGAAGGAAAGGGAGCUGUUAAAACAGAGGUACCAACCAAAGUCCAACUGGUAACAAAAAUAAAAGUAUUUGAGACAACAGGUGAAAAGAGAGAUCCCCAGUUCAACUUCAUUAUCUCUGGCUCAGUAACACAGACAGGCAAACAAAGUCACACUGCCGUCCUCCGCUCGAUACCCACCCCUGGAACAAAGAUAAUAGCCCAGGUCUUUCUAACUCUCUCUGGUAAUAAUUUGGCCUUACCAAGAUUACUGUAGUUUAACGUCUCCUUCAAAUCCCUGUCUUGGGUAAUUGCUUAAUAAUCAUGCCUUGAUGAGAAAAAAUGUAUUGAUACAUUUUCCUCCAUGCCCCCUGGUGCCUGCCUAUACACCCUGAGCCAAAUAAUACCCUCCCACUCCUCUCAGCAAGGGGACAAGAGCUACUGUCUCCCCUUGCCCUCUGCUAUUCACUUUCUCUACCACGGAUACGUUGGCACCUCGGUCUUACCCUUUCCCACCAUGUUGUAUAAUCUCUUUUCUUUGAGACGAAAAGAAAAUCUGAGGACGAGAAGAAAACAGCUCUGUGCCAGCCUCGGAAAAAGAACAAAAAAAGCAAAUGUCAAGAAGAAGAAAAGAAAGUAAAUGGAAGAGGACACAGACAGAGCUAAAUGUUUAGAGCUGGACACUCACACUUGUAAAUAGCACAGGAGAGAGUCGCUAAAGCUGAGGCUAAAUGCUAACAUGACACUGCUGCUGCAGCUUCCUAUCGCGUUCUCUAUCUGUCAGUGUUCCCUGAGACGGCAAGUAAAACAUGGCUGUCAAUGAUACACACAGACACGUUGACACACACCCGCUCACAAACAUGGACACUGAGAACACCUGAGACCUGGAGAGAGGUACAAAAUCUAGGAGCUGCCAACAAACAACAGCGAACAAAUAACAAUACGUUUAAUACAGAACGCAAGCUUUUCCCCCAGCAGCACAGUCUCCUCAGCAGGACACACAUGUACUGUAGAUCUAGCCUCUCGGGAUCGACACAGCCGUAUCCCCUGCAAUUACUCCUGGUUGGUCUGCUCAAUACUCUAUUUUGGGACAAUGAGGUCUCUCUCUCUCAAAGCAGCCAACAGCUCAAUGAGAUCCCUCUCUCUCAAAGCAGCCAACACCUCAAUGAGAUCCCUCUCUCUCAAAGCAGCCAACAGCUCAAUGUGAAGAGAGAGAAAGAGGGAAUGAGAGAAAGGAGGAACACUCUUCAGAUUAUCUUGAGAACGGAAGAGAGGAGUCCAGCUGAGUUGGCCUGUGAUCCAGCUUGUUGAGCAGGGCUCAGUUGGAAACUUGUAGAAUAGCAGGACUGUCUCUAGCUAAAGAUGAUCUCUCCCAUGCCACUCAGCAAAAGCCUGAUGCUUUCUGCUCUGAAUGUUUGGUAGCAACCAUCCUUUACCUGAUACCCAACCUAAUCUCCAUCCUCCCCACUCCCCUGACCUUUCCACCCUCAACCUCACACCACCCCUCAACCCCACCCUCACCCCAACCACAGACUGCUUCUUCACGUGAUGAUGAUGAUGAUGAUGAUGAUGAUGAUGAUGAUGAUGAUGACAUUUGUGAAUCUUUUUCUCUUUUUAUUUGUUCUUGGAGAAGAGCCACAAUUUCCUUCUCUGUUUUGUUAGCUUUAACUGAUCUGCAGUACUCCCCCCCCCCCCGCCCUUCAUCUCUCUCUUUUUCUGGCCAUAGACUCCCCCUCUAACCCCCUGUUCAUUCAGGGUGAACUGGGAAGGCCUAUUCUGAACCUUGUGGUGUGCUGGGGUCAGUAAUAUGUGUGAGGCCUGUAGAACCCAGCCGGUGCCGGUGGUCCAGUAUUCUGUUAGCCAAUGUCAGAUCCCUCUAAGUGCAAAACGGUUGACUGCUUUUAACUUGUGAAUACUACGCUGUUCAUUCCUGUUUGUGGUCACUGGCGAGAGGGGAUGAGGUGGGAUGGGGACAGGGAUGGAGGUCUGGGACAUGGUGCUGAGGGCUAUCCCUGUCCUUCAUGUUCCUGGGUAAACAUAUAUGAAAACAGUAGGUCACCCAUUGGCUUUUAUGUACACGAUAAAUGUAGAUUUAGACUUGCUUUUCAUACAUGAACUUUGCAUUAAUAAAUGCGAUGUGUAACCUAAUUAUUACAUUAUUAAUGACUAAAUACGAGCAUCUAAGGAUUCCUACCCCACAGCUCUAUCCCACCAAUCCUCUCUCAGGAGGUUUUGUGAGGGGGCGGAGACAUGCUUCAGCCCUGCUUCUAUUGGUUCCCCCUUGCCUGUAAGUUGUUGCCACCCCCCCCCCCCCCCCCAAGUUCUGCAGCUCAGUAUGACUUCACUCCACUAAAGUGGCUGCUGCAUGUAAGUCUCAAAGGAAACAUAGUAUAUAGAGAAAUAUAUAUAUAUAGAAAUAGAUGGCUAUGAUUUUAUUAUUUUCUAUUAUCAUUUUACUUCAUGACUCGCAAAGGAGAUAUUUGUGUGUACCUUGUGCAUAUGACAUCCUACGCACUCCACAGUGGUGUUAUACGUGAACUAAACCUCUUAGAUAUUUGUAAAUGCUAUAGUGUGAUGGCCUUGAAUGCAACUCUGUUCUUUUUGUUUUACCAAAAUAUCAUUUUCGUUUUUGAGAACAAGCAAAGAAAAGGAAAUAAAAAAUAAAAAAAUGAUAAUAAUAUGUUUUGUGUCCGGCUUUGACAUGAUGCUCUACCUAACACUAAUAUUGUAAUUGAAAUAUGUAUGAUCCUGUGUUGAGCUAUAUUUUCCCUUCCACCCCCUUUCAACAGAUAAAAAAAUAAAAAAAUGACAGAAAAAAAAGUCCAAUGUAAAAAUGGUAUAUGUAGUGUAUGCUUGUGUUUAGUGAGCGUUCACGCUGUCAUUCAUUAUUUAGAGUACGGUGGUGACAAAUGGUGGUGCUGUCCUGGCCUACUGGGCAGUACUGAUCUGUUGUAAAACCUUUUUUUGUACACCUGCUCAUCUACUAUGACUGUAAAAUUGUGAAAUUGCAUUUCUUUCUGUUUUUUUAUUUGCCCUAAAUGGAUACAGUGGUAAUGUGUUUUGUUUAUAAAUCACUAAAUAAAGUUUUCUUUCAUAAAAAUGAGA
This is a messenger RNA of Salvelinus fontinalis (brook trout), 7325 nucleotides long. RefSeq names its product protocadherin alpha-C2-like. The record is from RefSeq and is a predicted model, not a curated record. Gene Ontology annotation, cellular component: plasma membrane. NCBI's taxonomy places the organism in Eukaryota, Metazoa, Chordata, Actinopteri, Salmoniformes, Salmonidae. Bases 1404 to 4223 code for a protein of 939 amino acids. Gene Ontology annotation, biological process: homophilic cell-cell adhesion. The transcript has 4 exons. Gene Ontology annotation, molecular function: calcium ion binding.